UCUACACUGAGUUGGGCAGUUGUCACGGGCUGCAGAUGAUGUUUGGCAGGUGCUGUUGCAUCCAGCCAGAGGAUGGCCAUGAGCAGGUGUUCCACACAGCAACGCCCAUGGAGUUUCCUCCUGCUGGUGAGCGAAAGGCACUGCAGGUGCCGCCAGACUUCAGCAUCCGCAGCGUGGACUCCACAGCCUCUCCAGGUGCUGGAUACAUAAGUCUGAGCGAGGAGCAAAAGGCCAGAGAAAUGACAAAGCUACAACAUAUGAUCCGGGACUUCGUCAUGGAGUUCUUGCAGGGCGUUUUUCUGGAUGCAGUGCUUGAGGAUGGCUCUGUGGUUCCUUGCAGAUGCGUCAUGGACAGCAAGCUCUCUGUCCUUAUGUUGCAGGUACAUUCCACAACACGGACGGUGGACUUGACAAGUAUUCAGGAGAUAUGCUCUGGCAAAGAACUGAAGGAUCUGCAGGUCACCACUCCCUUGGAUGACCACUGCGUCACCUUGGUCAUGGCAGAUGAUCGAUGUGUCUCCUUCAGGUUUCCAGACAGACAGGGCCGAGAGCACUUUGCCACCUGUAUGAAGGUAUUGCGAUUGGCUCUAGACUGAGCUUGCUAUGAAUUCGCAGCUGCAUUGAUUCAAAGUUGGGUCAUUGCAGGUAGCAUUCUGACAUCUACAGAGCUGAAACUACGGAACCGUUUUUGCGUCUAUUGUUUGGUUUGUUGGUGGUUACUGCUUGUUUUGCCAACAAGCAGAGACUUUCUUACAGCAAUUGAAGACUGGGUGCUUGAAGGCAGUCAAGGUUCGGUCGCAUACAGCAAGUUCGCC
Molecule: messenger RNA, 815 nt
Organism: Cladocopium goreaui
Lineage: Eukaryota; Dinophyceae; Suessiales; Symbiodiniaceae
Source: the annotation of a GenBank genome assembly